This is a messenger RNA of Aspergillus sclerotioniger CBS 115572, 1072 nucleotides long. Its product is annotated as class II aldolase/adducin domain protein. The transcript is spliced from 5 exons. Gene Ontology annotation, molecular function: actin filament binding. Lineage: Eukaryota; Fungi; Ascomycota; Eurotiomycetes; Eurotiales; Aspergillaceae. The record is from RefSeq and is a predicted model, not a curated record. The coding region runs from base 55 to 957 and encodes 300 amino acids. Gene Ontology annotation, cellular component: cytoskeleton.
CUGCAUUCUUUUCCCCCUGCGUAGCUAGCCUUCUCGGUACAUACCAAACUCACCAUGUCUACCACCGUCACCGAAACCACCGCCCAGCCCGUCCCCGUCGUCGUGGCCGACGCCCACAUCGAUGAUGCCGCCAACGAUAAGAACUUCCAGUCCGUGGCGCGGGGAAAUCGUAGCGGCACGCUCAAGCUCCGGGGCAUCCCCACCUUCACCGACCCUGUUGCCAAGCGGCAAUGGAUGAAGGAGCACAUGGCGGCUGCGUUUCGCUACUUUGGCAAGAAGGGAUACGGAGAGGGUAUCUCGGGCCAUAUUUCCAUGAGAGACCCCAUCCUGAAGGACCACUUCUGGAUGAAUCCCUUCGCCAAGCACUUCUCCUCUAUCAAGGCGUCUGAUCUUGUACUUGUCGAUUCUGAGGGCUACGUCACCGAGGGUGGUGCCCAACUUCCCAUCAACGAGGCUGGAUUCAUGAUCCAUUCGGAAAUCCACAAGGCCCGGCCAGAUGUGAUUGCGGCUGCGCAUACGCACUCCAUCCAUGGAAAGACCUGGAGUGCGUUUGGAAAGCCGAUUGAGAUGCUUACUCAGGAUGCAUGCAACCUCUACGGAAAGGUGAGUGUCUACGAGGACCACGGUGGCAUUGCCCUUGCGCAGGAGGAGGGAGAACAGAUCGCUCGUGCCCUGGGCAAGGACAACAUUGCCUGCAUCUUGCAGAACCACGGUCUCCUUACUGUGGGCCGCACUGUCGACGAGGCAGCGUUCCUCUACUCCAGUUUGGAUAAUGCCUGCCAGGCACAGUUGUUGGCUGAGGCUGCGGCUGCGAACGGUCUUCCAAAGCGGCUUAUUACGCAUGAGGUGGCGCAGUAUACUGCUAAUGUAGCACAGAACCAUCAUAACUUCUACACCGAGUUCCAGCCCGAGUAUGAGCUGAUUGUGGAGGAAACCAACGGACGUGUUCUGCAGUAGUGCUUGAUGCCAUUUCAAAAGUAAAUAUAGUCUGCAUUACUUUCACCCACUUCUCCAUCUUAAUCAAAACUCUAUACCAACCCUCAAUAUAUAGUAUGCACCUGCACCUGCACCU